This is a messenger RNA of Drosophila bipectinata, 2965 nucleotides long. It is a transcript of the gene Orc1, whose product is annotated as origin recognition complex subunit 1. Gene Ontology annotation, molecular function: ATP hydrolysis activity; ATP binding; DNA replication origin binding. Gene Ontology annotation, cellular component: nuclear origin of replication recognition complex. The record is from RefSeq and is a predicted model, not a curated record. NCBI's taxonomy places the organism in Eukaryota, Metazoa, Arthropoda, Insecta, Diptera, Drosophilidae. Gene Ontology annotation, biological process: DNA replication initiation; mitotic DNA replication checkpoint signaling.
AACAAAAAAAACAGGCGGCAAGCUGAUCGUUGAAGAGCAAGAGAACAAAUAUAAGUAGAACACCCAAAUUGAGAUUAACUGCUGACUUUGGAGAAUUGUUGAAUUAACAGGCCAAUCAUUUGGCUUUGCAAUGGUUAAUAAAGAAAAUGAAUUCAGUGCGGGACAGCAGGUGAAAUGGAUCGGCGGCCACGAUUCAUCUAAAAGUGUUAAAGGCUUGGAGCACAAAAACGUGUACUUCUACGAAAAGUGUAUCUACGGACCUUUGACUCUGACGGUAGGUGACUACAUCUUGGUGUCGAAUGCCGAUGCAGCUGAACCCGAUACUGUGGACGGAUGCGACGUGGCCAAGAUCCUGCAUAUGUACGAUCUCCGCGAACAAACUGAUCGUGAUCCCUGCCGCGCCGUUGUCCAGUGGUACUCCCGCCCCCAGGCUAUCCCACAACAGAAUUACGACGACGACAGCAUCGCUAUUGAUUUCGACCUAGAGGUCAUCGAGGAACAUAGGCCGUACGACAACGACGUCGCUCUAGGAGCCAUCUAUCGCAAGUGCAUUGUUUUAGAGGGUACCUCUCAAAAAUCAGCGCAGGAGAUUAUCAGUAGUAAGGCCCACAAACUGAAGACCACGGCCUGCCCCAUGUUUGUGAGCCGCUACAAGUUCGUCAAGGUGAAGCGGCGUUAUUGCCUGAUUCCCUUGGAGAUACACCUGGAACAACCUGAACCAAAGUCUGCUUCACGCUCUGCGCGCAAAAGCAAGGCUUCCAAUGAGUCAACUGUGGAGAAGAAAAGACGCUCCGUGGUGGCGGCCAACUCUCUGGAAUUCGUCGACGUCAACUACUUUAACUGCGAGAACAAGGUGUCGCCCAUUAAGAUUGUGGGCGGGCGCAGUGUGGUGCGCCUUUCGGAGAAGAAGAAGUCGGCCCACAAGGACGAGGAGAUCAAUGCUAACUAUCUACCAGCCUCGCCGCUAACAGAAAAAAAUGCGAAGGUGGAAACGCCUAAGUCGCGUGCCUCAGCUGCGCGACGCAAUCUUAAUCUCAGCCUGGACAGAGGAGCUGACUCCACGGCCGAUUCGGAAUGUCUAAACUACUCUAUUGUCCAGCAAACGCCGGAUCCAAAGACGCCGUCCAAUGACAUGAAAAUAAAGCUGCGCCUAUCGGAGAGACGGCGUUCUGUAAGAUUGGCUUCCAUGGAUCACGAUCCUCUGGCUAUUGAGGAGCCAACAGAGACAACCAAAACCCCGUCGCGCAAACGCUUAGGUGUGACCAAUGGAGAUAUUUACCACACGCCUACUAAGAAGGUUAAGGAACCAGUUGCUGGGGCGGAACUAACGCCAUCGACAAGACGCAAGAGCAUCUUGAAGUCAACCACCAGUAGAUUAGCUGAGGGAACCCCCAGAAGAAGUAUUCAACUAUCCAAUAUUGUGGAGAAACGCGUCUUCAAGGAGGACGAAAUCAUAUCCACGCCGAAAAGAAGCCGCGCCAAGAAAGUCUCAGAAGAUGAGCGCGAGGAUGAAGACUACACACCUAAGAAAGCGACCCAAAAAACUCCCACCCGGCCACGCCGAAUGAGCACCACUACAAAGACUUCAACUACUCCUAGCAAAGCAACAGCCACUCCAAGUAAGGGAGCUGCUGCCCCCAUGACACCCUCACAGAAAAUGAAUAAAAUCCGUUCCGGCGAAUUGAGUCCUAGUAUGCAGCAGCGCACAGAUCGUCCGAUGGAAGACUCCAGUAAGUCACAGCUGCAGUUGGCCCGGGAACAGCUCCACGUUUCCGUGGUGCCCACGAGCCUGCCCUGCCGCGAACGGGAGUUUGAGAACAUUUACGCUUUCCUUGAGGGAAAGAUCCAGGACCAGUGCGGCGGAUGCAUGUAUGUGUCUGGUGUGCCGGGCACAGGUAAAACUGCUACUGUCACUGGAGUUAUACGUACACUACAGCGCCUGGCCAAGAAGAACGAGCUUCCAGCUUUCGAGUUUUUGGAGAUUAAUGGAAUGCGCCUAACAGAACCGCGUCAGGCUUACGUUCAGAUUUACAAGCAGCUGACUGGAAAGACCGUGUCCUGGGAGCACGCCCACUCGCUGCUGGAGAAGCGAUUUACCACACCUGCUCCACGCAGAGUUACUACCGUUUUGUUGGUGGACGAGCUGGAUAUUCUAUGCAACCGUCGGCAGGACGUGGUCUACAAUCUGCUAGACUGGCCCACAAAGUCGGCUGCCAAGCUUGUGGUAGUAACGAUUGCCAACACCAUGGAUCUGCCAGAGAGGUUGCUAAUGGGCAAGGUUACCUCACGUCUUGGGCUAACCCGACUCACGUUCCAGCCGUACUCACACAAGCAGCUACAGGAGAUUGUUACUGCUCGACUGGGUGGCUCGCAGGCGUUCAAGGGUGAGGCCGUGCAGUUAGUGGCGCGUAAGGUGGCUGCUGUGUCCGGAGAUGCCCGCCGAGCCCUUGACAUUUGCAGGAGAUCCACAGAAAUCGCUGACGCCGACAGUGCAACUGUUAAGUGCGUGACCAUGCUGCAUGUGCAGCAAGCCCUGGCGGAAAUGAUUGCCAGUGCCAAGGUGCAAGCUAUUAAGAACUGUUCCCGCUUAGAGCAGAUCUUCCUACAGGCGGUGGCUGCAGAGGUCACGCGUACUGGCGUCGAGGAGACUACUUUCAUGGGCGUCUACACGCAGGUGGAGACGAUUGCUGCCUUCAUGGGCGCAGCCGUCCCAGCGCCAGGCCGCGCCUUACGACUGUGCGCCAAGUUAGGUGCUGAGCGUCUCAUUAUCAGCGAACACUCUCGCAAUGAUCUUUUCCAGAAAAUCUUACUAAACGUCAGCGCCGAUGACAUUCAUUACGCUCUUCGCGUCGGCGAAGUAGCAUCCUAAAUUUAAGUUAAAGAUAAUAGUUAAUUUUAAAAUAAUCUACAUUUAUCUAAACCAAUUCAAACUACUAACCACAUUUCUGUAUUAGCUUAAGCGUUU